Messenger RNA from Pieris napi, 868 nucleotides. RefSeq names its product BPTI/Kunitz domain-containing protein-like. NCBI's taxonomy places the organism in Eukaryota, Metazoa, Arthropoda, Insecta, Lepidoptera, Pieridae. The coding region runs from base 32 to 655 and encodes 207 amino acids. The transcript has 4 exons. Gene Ontology annotation, molecular function: serine-type endopeptidase inhibitor activity. The record is from RefSeq and is a predicted model, not a curated record.
CAAUAAACUCAAUUGCACGAAAUGUUAAAAAAUGUUGCUAGUUUUAAUAACGCUUUUCAUUCAAAAUAUUUUGGCGCUUAAACAAAGAUAUCAUACGUACAAAGAACCGGUUACACGUGUGACACCUUACGUAUCAGAAGUGAUCGACAAAACAUGUCUUUUAAACCCAGACAAAGGGCCGUGUCGCGGUGAAAUCAUUAUGUACUACUUUGAUCCAAAAACCAAAGACUGCUCAAAAUUUUUUUGGGGUGGUUGUCAAGGCAACGGAAAUAGAUUCGAUUCAAGAUACGAUUGCAUUCAAAAUUGUUUGAGGGCUCCCGACGGUAGACGACAACGUCCGAGAUGGUGCAGCCUCACGUUUGACUAUGGAUUUUGUUUCGGAUCCCUCACGCGGUGGUAUUAUGAUCCCAUUUGGAAGGUUUGUAAAGAGCGAAUAUAUUCGGGCUGUGGUGGAAAUAGAAAUAACUUCUAUAAUAAAGAACAGUGUGAAUCGAUAUGCACUUAUCAAACGGGUGUUUUGAAAACUCAGAGGAAGAAGAAAGAUCGAGUUAAGAAAAUCCUAAUCAUAAACCCUAUAGGAGCUACAUCAAAGCGAGGGAAGUCUCAGCGAAGUACUACUAAACUCUUGAAUAUAACAGCUAAUAAAACUCAAUAAAGAACUUUAUGAAAAUCAUUUUCAAAAGGGAGCUUCGAAAUGUAUAUUACAUGAGAUAAAAAUAAGUCUUAACAUCUUUGCUUCUAUUUCUGUAAUCCUUCAAAGCCUAUUAUCGUGUUAUAGUUAUUUUUUCUUCUAAUAUACUAUGUUCUUCUAAUGUAGUGAAUAACACGCAGUAUUUUGGGGUCAUCCAUAACAAAACAUAAAAAACAC